AUGACACAUGCUACCAGAGCUAUCUACCGUUAUUUGCUUGCUGACUUUGUUAAGGUCAGUAAUUCUGGCAUUUCGGAACAGUCGUUGUAUACAGAUAGUGAUAUCGUUCAGAGUCUUGAAAAGAUUGAUCCUAUCGACUUCCAUCAAGAGCUAGAAGUGAAUGGGAUCAAAUUUUCUGCCUAUCAUGCCGGUCAUGUUCUUGGAGCUGCUAUGUUUCUCAUUGAGAUUGCUGGUGUUAAGAUUCUUUACACAGGUGACUUUAGUCGCCAAGAGGAUCGGCACUUGAUGUGCGCUGAGGUACCUCCGCACCGCCCAGAUAUUCUAAUCACUGAAUCUACCUACGGAAUUCAUAUUCAUGAUAAGCGGGAGGAGCGCGAGAAGCGUUUCACAAGUUUGGUCCAUGACAUUAUUUCUCGAGGUGGUCGUUGUCUCAUACCUGCAUUUGCUCUUGGUCGUGCGCAGGAGUUGAUGCUCAUCCUGGAUGAGUACUGGGCCGCCCAUCCGGAACUUCAAGACGUUCCAAUCUAUUAUGCCAGUCAGCUUGCUUGCAAGUGUAUGGCAGUUUAUCAGACUUUUAUCGCUGCCAUGAAUGACCGUAUUCGUAAUCAAGUUGCAAAUAAUAAUCCUUUCUGCUUCCGCUUCAUUUCAAACCUACAGAGCAGGAAUCACUUGGACGACUCGAGUCCCUGCGUGGUCCUAGCGAGUCCGGGGAUGAUGCAAUCUGGGCUGAGCCGGGAGCUCUUCGAGAAUUGGUGCACUGACAAGAGAAACGGUGUAAUUAUCGCAGGAUAUUGCGUUGAAGGUACCCCAGCCAAGCAGAUCCUUUCCCAGCCCGCCGAGGUCCCCACCAUGUCGGGCCAAAUGCUACCACUCAAAUGCUCCGUUGAGUAUAUUAGCUUCUCCGCCCAUACCGACUACCAGCAGACCAGCGAGUUCAUUCGCGAACUCAAACCCAAUUAUGUUGUUCUGGUGCAUGGUGAACAGAAUGAAAUGAUGCGAUUGGCGGGAGCUCUACAACGUGAAUAUGAGGAUGACGAAGUCUGUCAUUUGGAAAUAUUUACGCCAAAAAAUUGCGAAUCUGUUAACCUGAGAUUCAAGGGCGAAAAGGUUGCUAAAGUGCUUGGUAGCCUGGCGAAGACUAGAGGAAGUAGCUUGGGUGGGGAUAUGAAGAUCAACGAUUCUGGACGCGAAAGCCUCUCUGGAGUUUUGGUCAAAAAGAAUUUCGCCUACCACAUUAUAACUCCAACUGAACUUCCAGUGUAUACCGAACUUGCCACAACUGUUGUAACGCAGAUCAUAGCUAUCCCAUUCUCUGGAUCCCCUAGUCUUUUGCAAUUUCACCUUACUAUGGUUGCUGGAAAAGUGAAAGUUUCGCAACGCUCGGAGGAAUCUGUUGUCUUUAUUGUUUUUGACGAAAUUACCGUAACAUGGCAGAUCAAUGUGGUCCGCAUUAAAUGGGUGGCAAAUCCGGUGAACGAUAUGUAUGCUGAUGCCAUUCAAAGCGUUGUGCUGCGGGCCUCACCGACUUCUUCAGCCACUUCGUCCAUUCUUCGGGAGUCCGAUUUCGUUCAGUUCUGCGGUGCAUUGGGAGUGAUGCUACAGGAUGCCUUUGGACCUGAUUGCCUGAAGAGCAGCGGUAGUGUGGUCGAUCCGAAAGUGGAUCGCCUUAGGUUAGACGUCGAUGAGAACGUGGUGGAAAUUGAUCUAAGAGCCUUGGUGAGCGGUCCCAUUUUUACCUUUCGCCUAGCUGAUAAUUAUUUCUUGUUAGUCUUUCUGGUUUGUGUUAGAUUAUCUUGCGAUUCAUACGAUUGA
Hydatigera taeniaeformis is the source of this 1812-nucleotide messenger RNA. NCBI's taxonomy places the organism in Eukaryota, Metazoa, Platyhelminthes, Cestoda, Cyclophyllidea, Taeniidae. The record is from the annotation of a GenBank genome assembly.